UUCCUCAGCUGCUAACGAAGGUCACAGAGCUACAACCACAGACUUGUGGUGAGGAACCCGAACCUCCAACCCUCCGCCGCGAACUGAAAGAUCUUCAUAGGGAAGCCAGCCCGCCACCACCAUAUUCUUCCAGUUCGGGGCCACAACUGCCCUGCUACGACACGGUGACCCGAAGUGAGGGCUCUGGUGCUGUUACCACCCUUGCUCCUAGUGAUGGCGUCUUUGUCAGGAGGUGUGAUUCCGCAUUCACGCCGUCAUGUCCCUCUACGACCUCCUCCCGCCAAUGCCUGACCCCUGACACCUCCACGACCUGCAAGGAUCGUUGCCUGCAGACCCAGAGAGAGUGCCUCACCUGGACCUUGACCAGCCUAGCAGGUCGCCUGUAUGCGCCCUUUUUACAGCGAACCUUCGUCAAG
Molecule: messenger RNA, 416 nt
Organism: Candidula unifasciata
Lineage: Eukaryota; Metazoa; Mollusca; Gastropoda; Stylommatophora; Geomitridae
Source: the annotation of a GenBank genome assembly